GACCAGGUGCUUCAAGCGAGGGAAAUAUAUUUAAAACAUAGGGAAGAAGGAGAGGAUGCGUGGAAAGAGACAGCUACCAUCAUACUUGGCAAUCUACAUGAAAGGACUUACACAAAGAAGAGCCUAUCAUUGGUUCUGAGCGUAGCCUCUCAUGAAGAAGACGUUUUCUUUCAAAUUGAAAGGUUGUUUGAACUGUGGAAUUCCCGAAAUUCUAUGAAGGACUUUCCUCAACAGAUUUUCAAAAACAUCCCAUGCGUCGAGGGGCCCAAAAUAUGCCAGUAUUUAAGGCGCGUGGAACAAUUGAAGGACAUAAAGACGGUGGCAGAGGAGAUCUCAAAGGACAGAAAGAAAAGAAUACUGGAACAGGUCUUUACAAGCAGGACUGGCUGCCAAACAUGGGAGGAGGCUUCAGAGAGAUAUGCCCUCCAUGCAGAAAAAAUGGAAGAAUUCUUGGAUUCCAUCAAAGUCAGCCAGAGACUAGUUCCCACUGAUUUCAUAAAAUUUUGCGAUGAGGCAGUCCGGCAAGAGGUACCGGUAGACCUUAACACAGUUGUUACCGUCAAUGUUUCCGUAGAGCUGAACGAAAAACAGAGAGAGUAUUUAGAUCAGGAAAAGAGAAAAUUUGAAAUGAAAAUAUGUAAAGGUCUUAAAAAACUAAAAACUGCGGCUGAGGAAUAAUAAAAUAUAUCAUCGUACUCACCCAUUAUAUGUCUG
Magallana angulata is the source of this 714-nucleotide messenger RNA. RefSeq lists its product as uncharacterized. The record is from RefSeq and is a predicted model, not a curated record. NCBI's taxonomy places the organism in Eukaryota, Metazoa, Mollusca, Bivalvia, Ostreida, Ostreidae. The transcript has 4 exons. The annotation marks the transcript as partial.